AUGAAGAAGAAAAGUCACGAGGGCCUUGUUUAUGAACCUAAAGAAAUUCUGAAACCCGCCGCUCUCAAAGUAACAAAUUGUUACAAAUCAUUGUGGGGAAAAUAUAGUUAUCCCAGGGCAUACAUGACUCAACUUGUCAGCUCCCCGGACGGUUCAGCCAUGUCAAGGAACCCAGGUCAUCCUCCACUUUCUCAGUCCAAGGAGAAUAGCCUUGUCCAGAAUCAUCACCAGGAGGAAAUGAUCCAGAACUUGGUCAUGCAGCUGAGAUACAUUGCAGAUAGCAUGGAUUAUAGGGAGGCUCAAGAGGAUCCUCAACAGGAAGUCAGAGAUGCACUGGUUCAUUUUACUUUAUCUGUCUUCAGAAGAAUUCAGGUUUUGCUGCGCUCUUUCUGGAACAACCGUUUGCUGUAA
Molecule: messenger RNA, 411 nt
Organism: Marmota flaviventris (yellow-bellied marmot)
Lineage: Eukaryota; Metazoa; Chordata; Mammalia; Rodentia; Sciuridae
Gene: Pxt1
Product: peroxisomal testis enriched protein 1
Biological process (GO): positive regulation of apoptotic process
Cellular component (GO): nucleus; peroxisome
Source: RefSeq, a predicted model, not a curated record